CUGACUAGAACUAAACAAGGCUGGAUAUUAAUAUUAAAUUAGUGUAAAACAGUGGAGACAUAUUCAGUGAAAAUGUUUGCAGGGCUUUCUGAGCUCGGAAUAUCUAAUGGAGACGAUCUGAAGGAAACUCUGACCAACUGUACAGAGCCGCUCAAAGCUAUAGACCAGUUCCAGUCAGAGAAUGGCAUAUUGUUGCCGACCCUGCAGUCUGCGCUGCCUUUCCUGGAUCUUCAUGGAACUCCUCGCCUGGAGUUCCAUCAGUCAGUGUUUGAUGAGCUCAGGGACAAGCUGAUGGAGCGAGUGGCAUUUAUUGCAGAAGGCAAGGAUGAAGACAGAUACCGUAAGUUGGAGGAACUUCUUGAGAAGAGCUUCCCGCUGGUCAAAAUGACAUCUAUACAGCCUGUAGUCAUGCAGGUUAUGAAGCACCUACCAAAAGUGCCGGAGAAGAAACUGAAGCAGGUAAUGGCGGAUAAGGAGCUGUAUAAGGUCUGUGCUGUGGAGGUGAAGAGGCAGAUAUGGCAGGAUAACCAGGCUCUGUUCGGGGAUGAGGUGUCUCCUUUGCUUAAGCAGUACAUUGUAGAAAAAGAGGCUGCACUGUUCUGCAGUGAUCUCUCUAUCCUUCACAACUUCUUCAGUCCUUCACCCAAGACCCGGCGACAGGGAGAGGUUGUACAGAAGCUCACUCAAAUGAUUGGGAAGAAUGUAAAGCUGUACGACAUGGUGCUGCAGUUUUUAAGGACACUGUUCCUGCGAACACGAAACAUGCACUACUGCACCCUACGCGCCGAGCUUCUCAUGUCCUUACAUGAUCUGGACGUUAGUGAGAUCUGCUCUGUCGAUCCGUGCCACAAGUUCACAUGGUGCUUAGACGCCUGCAUCAGGGAAAAGUUUGUGGAUGCCAAACGAGCUCGAGAGCUGCAAGGUUUCCUGGACAGUGUUAAAAAAGGACAGGAGCAAGUGCUGGGGGACCUCUCCAUGAUUCUGUGUGACCCUUUUGCCAGUAAUACUUUGGUGCUGAGUACAGUGAGGAACCUGCAAGAGCUGCUCAGCCAGGACACCCUACCCAGAGACAGUCCAGAUCUGCUCUUGCUUUUAAGGAUGCUAAGCCUUGGUCAGGGUGCCUGGGACAUGAUCGACAGCCAGGUUUUCAAAGAGCCACGACUGGAACUAGAAGUUGUUACACGUUUCCUGCCUGCCGUGAUGUCAAUUGUGGUGGAUGAUUACACAUUCAAUGUGGAACAGAAACUUCCUAGUGAGGAAAAGAGUUCACCUGCCUACCCCUCCACCCUGCCUGAGACCUUCACCAGAUAUCUGCAAGAGAACAGAGUAGCAUGUGAGAUAGGCCUUUAUUAUGUGCUGCAUAUUGCCAAACAGCGGAAUAAGAAUGCCUUGCAAAGGUUUCUUCCUGCUCUGGUGGAGACCUACAAUGACAUGGCUUUUGGAGACAUUUUCCUUCAUCUGCUGAUGGGUCAUCUGACACUUCUGUCUGAAGACUUCGGCAAUGAGGAGUUCUGCAUUACAGUAUUCGACCACUUCCUUAUCACCUCCUCCUCCAGUAAGGAGAAUGUGCACAGACAUGCACUGCGGUUAUUAAACCACCUCCACCAGAAAGUACACCCGUCCUCUAUGGAAGGACUACUGAAAACAUUAGAGCCACCCAAACAGAGCAGUGAACCAGUAAAGGAGCUGUACACACAGCUGGUGGAGAAGGUAGAGGCCUCUAAGAGGACCCCACCUGAGCCCGAGGAAGCCCCAACCUUGGAUCUGGGCCUGCACCCUGUCACUGUCCCCACCACACCCAGCAUUCCUCACUGAACCAACCUAGCAACUAAACUUGUUUGUACACAGGUUGUAGUCUGCCUAAACUGAUUAGACUGAUUAAAAAAAGCUGUAUGUAGCAUCUGUUUUGAUUAUUACCGCAACUAUUCCAGAACUCAUUUUACAAGCAGUUUUUUUUUUUUUUUGCUUCAGAUUGGCAAUUUUGUGGCCAGUGCUUAUUUUGAUAUGAAUAUUUUAUUAUUGUGCUCUAGUUUAAUCAGUUCAAAGUGAUACUUUAUGUACAGUACUGUUAUUGUGUAUGGUGUAGAUUUGCAUUUGUAGCAAGCCCAGUUGUAAAUAAAAUU
This is a messenger RNA of Trichomycterus rosablanca, 2123 nucleotides long. RefSeq names its product negative elongation factor complex member B (gene nelfb). Gene Ontology annotation, biological process: negative regulation of transcription elongation by RNA polymerase II. NCBI's taxonomy places the organism in Eukaryota, Metazoa, Chordata, Actinopteri, Siluriformes, Trichomycteridae. The transcript is spliced from 13 exons. The coding region runs from base 73 to 1815 and encodes 580 amino acids. The record is from RefSeq and is a predicted model, not a curated record. Gene Ontology annotation, cellular component: nucleus; NELF complex.